Messenger RNA from Cinclus cinclus, 3146 nucleotides. RefSeq names its product solute carrier family 9 member A4 (gene SLC9A4). The transcript has 12 exons. Gene Ontology annotation, cellular component: membrane. Gene Ontology annotation, biological process: regulation of pH; proton transmembrane transport; sodium ion transport. Gene Ontology annotation, molecular function: sodium:proton antiporter activity. Bases 807 to 3146 code for a protein of 779 amino acids. Lineage: Eukaryota; Metazoa; Chordata; Aves; Passeriformes; Cinclidae. The record is from RefSeq and is a predicted model, not a curated record.
UAAUGUGUUUGUCCAGUAAAUGCCUUACUGAUAUGAGUAAAACAAAUGCCAAACACAAGACAACUCAAGAUACAAUUUCAGGUAGGUGGCUUGACUCAGACCUUCUUCUUUCUGUUGAUAUUACCUGCUAAAUUACAUGCAGGUGUUUAAGAGGGGGGAGCCCCCGUUCCAAACGAGGCUGUAAUUUUCGCGGUCCCCCAGCAGAUGUCCCUGCCCCGAGCCCCGCACAGUGCCUGUAUUUACACUCCGAGUGGUUUUGUUACCAGCGAGACAGGACCAGGGAGUCGUGCCAGGUGCGGUGCCCCAGGUGCCACUUGCGCUGGGGAGCGAGGGCAAGAGAGGAAGGCACGAAGCAGCCUCUCCUGCCACCACCUCUUCUAAACGAUGCUAUUCCCUCGUGCUGUGCUUGCUGCCUGAACGGUGAGCAUUGAAAGUGUUGGGGUUUUUUUUUUUUUUUUGUUUUUGUUUUGUUUUGUUUUUUUUUACAGUGGAGAAAUCAGAGAGGCUGCGUAAAUAAUGUAGUUCGAAAAGUCUUUUUGUUCCUCAACAGAGUUGAUGUCGUGGCCAAGGUUUUUCUGGGUCAGAGGGACCUGCACAACCGGUAUCUUCAUACAAACUCCAGGUCCGUCUGCAGUGUGAGGAAUGGGACAGGCACAUAAGGAUUAUAAAAUGGCCUCUAAAAGGCAAAUGGAAGAGCACUGAGGAAGACCUGGCUGUGGGCAGUGUGAAUCAGCAGAAGUGACUGUGCACACCUUCAUGCACCCACUGUAUGCUAAAUCUGUAAUAAAAUUGUCACAGCCCCAGACAUGGACUUUGCCAUGGUUGCACAUGCAAAGCUUUCCAACCUGCUGCUGUUGCUGUUGAGUGUGGUAUCCUGUUCUGCUGCUGCUUAUGGAGAUGAGCCCAGCCUGGGCAAAAGGUCCUUGCUUCACUAUGAACAUGAUUCCAGUGGUGUUGACUCUUCUCAAGACACGAGGCUGCAUGUUUUCACACUGGACUAUGACUAUGUGCAAAUUCCCUGUGAAGUUACCCUUUGGAUCCUCCUUGCCUCUUUUGCAAAAAUAGGUUUCCACAUCUUUCACCGAUUACCAAGACUCAUGCCUGAAAGCUGCAUCCUGAUUGCCAUUGGAGCACUAGUAGGAGCAAUCAUCUUUGUUUCCCAUCACAAAUCUCCACCAGUGAUGAACACUAGUAUUUACUUCUUGUAUCUCCUUCCACCUAUUGUUCUGGAGGAGGGUUAUUUCAUGCCAACUCGACCAUUUUUUGAAAACCUUGGAUCCAUUCUGUGGUGGUCUGUUCUGGGAUCUCUGCUAAAUUCAUUUGGGAUUGGCCUCUCCCUCUAUGGAGUCUGCCAGAUCGAAGCCUUUGGCCUGACUGACCUGAACCUGCUGCAGAACUUGCUCUUUGGCAGCAUGAUUUCAGCAGUGGACCCCGUGGCAGCUCUGGUAGUUUUUGAAGAAGCCUCUGUUAAUGAGCAGCUAUACAUGAUGAUUUUUGGAGAGUCAUUGCUAAAUGAUGGCAUAACUGUGGUUUUGUAUAACAUCUUCAUCGCCUUCACCCAGAUGCACAGGUAUGAAGAAAUUGAAUCCAUCGAUGUCUUUGCUGGCUUUGCUCGUUUCUUCGUGGUGGGGCUGGGUGGAGUCUUGUUUGGCAUUGUAUUUGGAUUUUUCUCAGCAUUCAUGACUCGUUUCACCCACAACGUCUCUUCAAUUGAACCCCUGCUGGUCUUCAUGUUCAGCUACCUCUCAUACUUGUCUGCUGAAACCCUUUACAUCUCUGGCAUUUUGGCGAUGACAGCAUGUGCAGUGACAAUGAAAAAAUACGUGGAGGAGAAUGUUUCCCAGAAUUCUUAUACCACGAUAAAAUAUUUCAUGAAAAUGUUAAGCAGCAUCAGUGAGACCUUGAUUUUUGUGUUCAUGGGAGUGUCUACGGUAGGGAAAAACCAUGAAUGGAACUGGGCCUUCAUUUGCUUCACUCUGCUCUUCUGCCUCAUUUGGCGGACACUGAGUGUAUUUGCUCUCUUCUACAUCAGUAACAAGUUCCGAACAUAUCCCUUCACCUUCAAAGAUCAACUCAUUAUUUCUUACAGUGGCCUCCGAGGAGCCAGCAGCUUUUCUCUUGCAUUCUUACUUCCAAGGAAUCUUUUCCCCAGAAAAAACCUAUUCAUCACUGCAACUCUUGUGGUUAUAUAUUUCACUGUGUUCAUCCAAGGAAUCACAAUUGGACCAUUGGUCAGAUAUCUGGAUGUUAAAAAGACGAACAAAAAGGAAUCUAUCAAUGAAGAAAUUCAUGUGCGAUUGAUGGAUCACUUGAAGGCUGGCAUUGAGGACAUAUGUGGACAUUGGAGUCAUUAUCAGCUGAGAGAUAAAUUCAAGAAGUUUGACAAUAAGUAUUUGAAGAAAAUUUUAAUUCGGGAACACCAGCCGAAAUCCAGCCUUGUGUCAUUGUACAAAAAGAUGGAGAUAAAAUUGGCCAUCGAGAUGGCUGAGAGUGGCAUGAAAAUUUCAAAAUCAUUCACUACUUCUUUACAGAGCGGCGGGAACCAGCUCGCACACAGGCUGUCCCCGGCAGAGGUGGAGUCCAUGAGAGAUGUGCUGGCACACAACCUGUACCGAGUGCGACAAAGGGCACCAGCAUACAACCGGCACAAUCUUCCUACUAACACAAGUGAGAAACAAGCACAAGAAAUCCUCAUCCGUCGGGAACACAGCCUGAGGCAAAGCUGCAGGAAGGGAAACAGCUUGCCUUGGGGUAGACCGGUGAACACCACGGAAGUACGCUACCUCUCCUUGCCUCAGGGUCCACACCAGCCCACUAGAAGAAAAGCCAGGCAUGUUACUUUUACAGAUCAGCAUAGAAGUGGCUCUGAUGCUGCGUUCCCAUUAACGUCAAGAUCCCAGCCCCCACUAUGGCCACGUGAAGCAAAGCACCACCAAGAACUGAUUCCAAUGGCACACUUGGAUAGACGAGCAGGUCCAUCCAAUCUGUCAGGGCGAAGAGGAAAUUCAAUCAGCCGUCAUCUUUUCACCAGAGUAGACAAUCUAGCUCCAGUGCCAAAGGCUCGGUUCAUUGUCAGAGAAGUAGAGGAGUAUGAGUCAGAAGAAGAGACAGAAACCAUGGCACCAGCCAGGCCAUUAGUUAUAUGA